AUGGACGGUGAUCUAUAUAAUCAACCUGUUGUGAUAGACAAUGGAUCAGGGAACUUGAAAGCAGGGUUUGCAGGAGAAGAUAAACCCAAAACUUAUGCAUCAGCCAUAGUGGGACGACCUAAAUAUCCUCGAAUAAUGACAGGAUCAUUAUUACCAGAAGUCACUAAUGUCGAUGGUAUUGGUAAAGAAGAUACCUUUAUUGGUAAUUUAGCUCAACAAUAUCGUGGAUUACUUAAAUUAUCAUAUCCUAUAAGUCAUGGUAUAGUGGAGAAUUGGGAUGAUAUGGAAUUAUUAUGGAAUCAUACUUAUCAACAAGAAUUAAAGAUUAAUAGUCAAGAUCAUCCAUUAUUAAUCACAGAAGCUCCAUUGAAUCCUCGUCACAAUAGAGAUAAAAUGUGUGAAUUGUUAUUUGAACUGUUUAAUAUCCCUUGUAUAUAUGUCUCGAUUCAAGCAGUGUUAUCAUUAUAUAGUAGUGGUCGAACUACAGGAGUUGUGGUGGAUAGUGGAGAUGGUAUAACUCAUAUUGUUCCUGUUUAUGAAGGUUUCGCCUUACCUACAUCAAUAAAGAGAUUAGAUAUUGGAGGAAGAGAUAUCACUGAACAAUUGGGAUAUAAUUUACGACGGAUGUUAGGAAUCAAUUUAACUUCAAGUAGUUCUGAAUUUGAAAUUUUAAGAUUAAUUAAAGAGAAUUGUUGUUUUAUUAGUAAGGAUCCAAUUAGAGAUGAAAAAUUAUAUUCAUCUAUAAUUUAUAAUAGUCAAAAUGAAAAUUUAUCAAGUUAUAAAUUACCUGAUGGGAAGACAUUACAAAUUGGAGUUGAAAAAUUUCGAUCCCCAGAGAUUUUAUUUAAUCCUCAAUUAAUUGGCAAUGAAAGUCCAGGUAUACAUGAAUUAAUUACAUUAUCGAUAAAUAAAACCGAUUUAGAUUUAAGACCUAUAUUAUAUCAAAAUUUAAUCUUAUCAGGAGGGAAUACAUUAUUAAAAGGGUUUGGAGAUCGAUUAUUAUCUGAAUUAAAACAAAUUCAAGGUCAUGAUAAAACAAAGAUAAAGAUUUAUGCACCACCGGAACGGAAAUAUUCAACUUGGAUUGGAGGAUCGAUCUUAGCUGGAUUAUCAACUUUUAAAAAGAUGUGGAUCACCAAUCAAGAAUAUCAAGAAAAUCCAGAUAUAAUUCAUAUAAAGUGUUUAUAA
Molecule: messenger RNA, 1188 nt
Organism: Scheffersomyces coipomensis
Lineage: Eukaryota; Fungi; Ascomycota; Pichiomycetes; Serinales; Debaryomycetaceae
Gene: ARP1
Product: actin-related protein 1
Exons: 1
Coding region: 1-1188 (395 amino acids)
Source: RefSeq, a predicted model, not a curated record